AUGCGACUCAUCCGAAACUUUCCCUGCCAGGGAUACCGACAGCUAGAAGAGUUGCUGCAAAACGCAUCCAGCGCAUCUCUUCCUGGUUCUGGGAAGAGACAAUGCCCUGAGGCUCCGGACGUUGGCAGGGAGACGAUGCUCACAGACAUUUGGGAGACACCAGAAGUACUUCGAGGCCUUUUGCAAGUCUACAUGAAAGAUGGAGUGGUGGAACUCCCAGGUCUUCGGGACAAGCUGCCGCCAGAGCAUGGCCUUGCAGGGAGAACCCCACUGGAAAUCAUGGCUGCGAGUUCCGAAAAGCGGAUGGCAGAAGGCUUCACGAACAGGUUCAGCAUUAUUGGUUCUGGGACGUCUUGGCACGCGACAUUGCUGGCAGAAUAUUUGAUUGAGUAUAUGGCCAGAAUACCUGUGGAGGCACAUUAUGCCUCUGAGUUUCGGUAUCACGAGCCUUCGCUUCAGACUGGCGAUGUGGUCUUCGUCGUUUCCAUGUCAGGGGAGACCGCAGAUGCUGUCGAAAGCCUUCGUCAAAUCACAAAGUCAGCGCUGGGCAAAAACGUCCUGAAGAUUGCCGUUGUCAACAGCUCGUCGUCUACCCUGGCAGAGGAGUCUGAUCUCGUCAUCAACGUGCAGGCUGGUGCAGAGGUCGGCGUCGCUUCCACUAAAGGUUUCUCGGCGACGGGUUUUGUCUUUGAGCUGCUCAGUCUGGCUUUGGCAGAUGAGUGUGGUACGAUCACAGAUGCUGAGAGGUCAAUUUUCGUGAAGCGCUUGCACGAACUGCCAGAAGGCAUGCAGGAGGUUCUCGAUCGAGAGGCCAAGCCCCUGAUGCAGACCUCCACAGACAACCCCAUCGGUAUUGGAGAAUGUCCCUUGUGGGAUAUUGGUUGCCAGAAUGUCCUCGCCCAGAACUUCAUUUUUCUGGGACGUGGUUGCAGCUUCCCGGUGGCUUUGGAGGGUGCAAUGAAGUGCAAAGAGCUUGCCUACAUUCACGCCGAGGGCUAUCCGGCUGCUGAGAUGAAGCACGGUCCCAUCGCAUUGAUCGAUGAAUUCAUGCCGGUGGUCGUUGUUUGUCCCAUGGCAGAUGCCACCUACGAAAAGAUCAAGUCAAAUAUCGAGGAAGUGAAGGCAAGGAAUGGCGCCACCAUCGCCAUUACGGAAAAAUACAACGAUGAACUGGAACAGCUUUGCGAAUACGUCAUCGGUUUGCCUGAAACGCAUGAAUAUUUGAUGCCAAUCUUAGCCAUGGUGCCUCUCCAGUUGCUGGCAUACAUGAUGGGCAUCCUCCGGAACAACACCGUCGACCAUCCACGUGGCCUAGUGAAAAGCAUCUCCGUGAAAAUCGAGGAGACGGGCAGCGGCUAUGCCGCAUGA
Messenger RNA from Cladocopium goreaui, 1368 nucleotides. The record is from the annotation of a GenBank genome assembly. NCBI's taxonomy places the organism in Eukaryota, Dinophyceae, Suessiales, Symbiodiniaceae.